AUGUUGGCUCAUCCGUCACAACGUGUUUGCAUAUCAAGGGUAAACAGCCUCAUUCCCCGUGCUGGGAGUAACAUCUGGCGCAGCUCUGCUCCUGUUCAUGGUCACCACUCCCUCACUCGAAAUAACAGGUGGUGGAAUCCACUCAAAGUUUCUCAACGCCGUGUUCAAGAACAUCCAUACUCGCUCGUCAUCGUCGCAAACGCAACACGAUUGUUCACCAGUUCUGCCCCAUUAAGUAAGAAGAAGGAUAAGAGCGGCAAGAGAAGCAACGACAUUGACAAGACCGACACAUCACCUUCCAGCGAUCCUUUCGACCUAACUCAGUUACACAAUGGAAUUACAGACGCUCUCGCACGUUUCAAGGAUGAUCUUUCCAAGCUUCGUUCAGGCGGGAGACUAAACCCAGAAGUUAUCGAAAACGUUCGUGUCCAUCUGGUGAAGGGUAGCAAAGAGACGGUGAAACUGGGCGAGCUGGCGCAAGUUGUUCCGAAAGGAGGACGCUCGGUAGCUAUAAUCGUUGGGGAGGAAGACCUCGUAAAACCGAUCAAUUCAGCUAUUAUUGCCUCUGAUUUAUCUCUGACGCCGCAGCCUGAUCCGCACAAUCCUUUGCAGCUCAAUGUUCCAAUUCCUCCGCCGACGAAGGAUUCCCGAGAACAGACAAUCAAGACCGCUAAAGCUGCGAUGGAACGUGCAGUAAAUGGAGUUCGCAAUUCGCGAGCCGUCUUGCAUAAAAGAUUCCAGGAAAUGCAGAAGAACAAAGAGGCACGGCCGGACGAUAUCCGAAGAGCGCAUGAUCAAAUGGAGAAGGUAGUGGAAAAAGGCCAGAAGGAGAUCAAGGAUUUAUUCGAGGCCGCGAAGAAGGCAUUUGAGCAAACAUGA
Messenger RNA from Rasamsonia emersonii CBS 393.64, 879 nucleotides. Its product is annotated as Ribosome recycling factor. Gene Ontology annotation, cellular component: mitochondrion. Gene Ontology annotation, molecular function: ribosomal large subunit binding. The coding region runs from base 1 to 879 and encodes 292 amino acids. Lineage: Eukaryota; Fungi; Ascomycota; Eurotiomycetes; Eurotiales; Trichocomaceae. Gene Ontology annotation, biological process: translation. The transcript has 2 exons. The record is from RefSeq and is a predicted model, not a curated record.